This is a messenger RNA of Pocillopora meandrina, 915 nucleotides long. NCBI's taxonomy places the organism in Eukaryota, Metazoa, Cnidaria, Anthozoa, Scleractinia, Pocilloporidae. The record is from the annotation of a GenBank genome assembly.
AUGGAUCUAGACGUCAGCCUCGAAUGUAACAUUUCUUACAACAAGUGCGCUAAAAUUGAUAAUGAGAAUAAUAUUUCAGAGCCCGAUUUCAAUCGUGGGUGUUGGAAGUCCUUCGUAGAUCUUUGUUGGCCAACGGAAGAGACUCCUGUUCUGUCCUUGAUCAUACCUCUCCUUCUGAUUGCAUCCGUGUCUAUCGGGACGAAUACGUUGGUGUGUGUUGUGUUCUACUUGUACAGUCAGCUCCGAUUAAUAAGACAUUACUUUGUCAUCAACCUGGCUGUCGUGGACGUUGUAAUCGCUGCUGUUCUGAUCCCCUUAUUUGUUGCAAGUCAGUUAGCCCCGGAAAACAUCAUACUCUGUCGUUCCCAGAUCGUUCUGGACAUUGCGUGCGGUACGGCGUCCAUUUUGUGCCUUGUCAUGAUUAGCCUGGAACGUUACGUGGCCGUGAAAUAUUCCUUGCAUUACCAUUCGAUAGUCACUCAGCGUAAGGCCAUUUUUGGCAUGGUUUUUAUCUGGACUUACUCAGCGAUUGUCUCUUGCACCGCCUUCCUAUCUUUGGUCAAAAAUUCCAACAAUAGCAAAAAUCUGCUGCAGUGUUUUUUCUUAAGCCGCGGGUACGUGACCUUUAUCACGAUAGCGAGUUUCAUUAGCCCAGUUUGUGUGAUGACGUUUGCUUACUGGAACAUGUUCAUCGUUGCUCGCUCGCACGCGCGAAGAAUUAACUCUCAAUCGACGCAAUGUGAUCCCGAGGGAUCGGGACACUCCAAACGAAGAUUGAAGCGGGAACUUAAAGGAGCAAAGACUUUGACCAUCAUAAUGGGCACCCACUUUCUCUGCUGGUGCCCGCUGUUUGUUUUUUUAUCUUGUUUACACGUACACGUCUUUACAGGUAACGAAGACAUUUACAGUUAUUAA